GACAGAGACAGUAUUUCAUCCUCUGCUGUGGCAUUUGCUUUUUUGGGUUUAUUUUUUGUCUUUAGUGAGUGGUAAUUGUCCUGGUCGAGGGAUCUGCCGUCUGGGAAUCGCUUGUUGUUCUCUCACUAUGGAUGGAUUUAAGAGAGUGAAGUGAGAGAGCUGGACAGGCAGCAACACUGACUGAGCGUCUUCUGUUCUGGACUCGCUGCUCAGACUCUGGGGGCUCUGCCAUGUCCUGGUUGUUGGCAGUGUGGAUAAGCCUGGGCUUCCUACUGGCGUGCCAGGCCACGCUCUACCAGACCAUCCAGCAGCACCAUGUGGCCCGUCCCGGCCGCACCGACAUCCUCACGCUCGAGGGAGGGACGUGUGAGGUGAUCGCAGCCCAUCGGUGCUGUAACAAGAACCGCAUCGAAGAGCGCUCCCAGACCGUUAAGUGCUCCUGUUUGCCGGGAAAAGUGGCCGGAACGACGCGCAACAAGCCUUCAUGCGUUGACGCAUCCAUUGUGAUCGGGAAGUGGUGGUGUGAGAUGGAGCCGUGCCUGGAGGGAGAAGAGUGCAAGACUCUGCCUGACAACUCUGGAUGGAUGUGCUCCUCUGGAAACAAAAUCAAGACCACGAGGAACACCCAGCCAUACUCUCCUUUUUAGCUUCCUGAAGCAAAAUGCAGAGGAUGC
Gadus chalcogrammus (walleye pollock) is the source of this 674-nucleotide messenger RNA. Its product is annotated as chemokine-like protein TAFA-1. Lineage: Eukaryota; Metazoa; Chordata; Actinopteri; Gadiformes; Gadidae. Gene Ontology annotation, biological process: neuroblast differentiation; regulation of neuroblast proliferation. Gene Ontology annotation, molecular function: receptor ligand activity. The coding region runs from base 231 to 647 and encodes 138 amino acids. The record is from RefSeq and is a predicted model, not a curated record. The transcript has 5 exons.